Acanthopagrus latus (yellowfin seabream) is the source of this 1787-nucleotide messenger RNA. It is a transcript of the gene igsf5a, whose product is annotated as immunoglobulin superfamily, member 5a. The transcript has 9 exons. NCBI's taxonomy places the organism in Eukaryota, Metazoa, Chordata, Actinopteri, Spariformes, Sparidae. The record is from RefSeq and is a predicted model, not a curated record. Gene Ontology annotation, biological process: cell-cell adhesion. The coding region runs from base 328 to 1389 and encodes 353 amino acids.
CUUCGCCGGGAACAUCAGGCAAUAGAAACUGACUGACAGCACAACAUAGAAUCAUCUUGAUAAGACACAACCACCUCAUCCAGCCCACCUCAGACGUCAGCCUCACGCCCACAGCCGAGCGGCUGCCUGGGACGUUAUUACUGACUGACUGUACACUGAGGUGAUAAGUAAGGGCCGGGCUUCAGUCUGCUGACCUGAACUUUGCUCCCUGUGAGGGUUUCGCAGCCUCAGGUGGAGUCCUGCUGCUCACCUGCUGUUUCAGGAAAUGAAGCUCUGAUCUGUUCCACACAUCGCAGCGGGAGCUCUCACACGGACAACGACACUAGCAUGACUGUUCCCUGGAAAGCAUGGCCUGACCUCCUCAUCAUCUGUGUAUCGCUCUGUGCAACCGGAGUGGUGUCACAGACGUUUGUUCUGGAGCCAGCGAGUGAAACAGUGCUGCAGGGUUCUAACGUGACGUUCAGCGCCACUGUGAUGGGAGAAUGGCAGAUCAUGACCUGGAGUAUCGGAGAGAAUCAGGUCCUCACUAUCACUGACAAAGGGGACGUGACACCGUACAAAAACUACUCUGCCGGAUUCUGCUCUGCCGGUGACAGCAGUUGUGUGGCGUUCACCAUCCAUAACGUCAGCCGCACGGAGAACGGGAGCGUCACCUGCACCGUGCAGGGGCCGUUUGGAUCGAAGACGGCAGAUCUUUACGUACAAGAGGCUGGUACGAUCAGCAUCACGGGUGGGAACAUGACAGUGCAGGCGGGCCAGCAGGUGGAGUUUCAGUGUGUGACAUUUGGUUGGUACCCCACACCUGCUGUCAGCUGGACCCGCGACGGUGAAGCCGUGAACAGCAGCCUGUACAACACCACCAGCACGACGGAGGGAGGAUACUCCAACUCCACCAGUGUUCUGACCUUCCAGGCGGUCAGGAACACCACAGUGGAGUGUUUGGCGACUGUGUCAGAGCUACCGCAGCCGCAGUCCAGCUCAGUUUUCUUAGUGGUCGUGCCCAUACCACCUGACUGGACUGUGCUGAUAGCCGUGGUCGUGUCCAUCGGAGGCUUUGCUCUGCUGGUUCUGCUCAUCAUUGGGAUCAUCUACUGCUACAGGCACAGGAAAGAGAAACAAUCCAGCUACCAGGAUGAAAUGAGCAGGAGAGUGAGGACGCAGAGCGAGAUAAGCCGUGCCGGGCAGAGAGAGGGUCAGGUGAACACGGGAUAUGUGCCUGAGGGUCAAACGAGUGUCGCUCCCAGCGAAAUCACUGACAGUGGCUUCUCCCAGGCAAACGGCUCCAGUGUUCUUGAGAUGCCUGACGUUCUGAACGGCCGCCAGGCGGUAUAUUACGACGACACCGUGGAUCCGGGCUUUAAGAAACACAGACAUGUCACCAUCGUGUGAGGGCCGAGAAGUGUGCAAACGUUUUAGGAGUGCGGGAGAAACAUGCACGGCGCCUCGAAGCCUCACUCUGGGAAAAACAUGCGAGGCAGAAGGAAAAACUGAAUCUGCCAGGGAGUGAUGUGCUGCAGUAGCGUGGAGGCUGUUGGCAGAGGAGGCAUACUGGCCAUUUUGCUCACCGCCUGAUGUAUAAAGCAGUGUCAGCAGAGUAUAAAUCGUAGGAAAUAUAUUGAAAACACCAUUAAUUAGCUGCAUGUUAUUUAUGAAUAUGUGUAUAUAAAUGGCUACAGUAAAGACCUGCUGUUUUUGCGGCAGCAGACCAAGAGGGAGCAAAAGUAGCGUACUGACACUGUACCAGAGCAAACUCUUUUUCGUUGUUCUUAUACGGUAGAUUAGCAACA